CUUAGAAAUUGUUUUGCAGGCUACUCAUGUAAUACAAGAGAUGUCAAGCCAAAUAAUGAAAGAAAUGUCAGAAGAUUCAGAAAAGGAAGACUAUUCAGACAGAACAAUCAGUAAUGAAGAUGAAUCAGAUGAGGAUAUGUUCAUGAAAUUUAUAAGCGAAGAUAUUCAUCAAUGUGCACUUUUAACAGUUGACUCUAUUGGUGGCCCAUUCAUCCCCCGGACUACACAGAUACUACUGGAGUAUCAGCUAGGGAGAUGGGUGCCACGUCUUCGUGAACCACGGGAUUUAUAUGGUGUCUUUUCUUCUGGUCCACUGAGCCCAACACGGUGGCCAUACCACUGUGAGGUCAUUGAUGAAAAAGUCCAGCAUAUUGAUUGGACUCCUCCUCAUCCUGAGCCAGUGUAUGUCCCAACAGGCCUAGAAACGGAACCUCUUUAUCAAGAUUGCAAGGAAAAUACUGUGGUUUAUCUAGCUGAUGAUG
Molecule: messenger RNA, 482 nt
Organism: Carlito syrichta (Philippine tarsier)
Lineage: Eukaryota; Metazoa; Chordata; Mammalia; Primates; Tarsiidae
Product: cytosolic carboxypeptidase 3-like
Exons: 4
Source: RefSeq, a predicted model, not a curated record